Malaclemys terrapin pileata is the source of this 1552-nucleotide messenger RNA. It is a transcript of the gene PLPP1, whose product is annotated as phospholipid phosphatase 1. Gene Ontology annotation, biological process: phospholipid metabolic process; phospholipid dephosphorylation; signal transduction. The coding region runs from base 331 to 1188 and encodes 285 amino acids. Gene Ontology annotation, molecular function: phosphatidate phosphatase activity. NCBI's taxonomy places the organism in Eukaryota, Metazoa, Chordata, Testudines, Emydidae. The record is from RefSeq and is a predicted model, not a curated record. The transcript is spliced from 7 exons.
GCACAGGGGCGGCCGCACGCGCCCGCAGCCCGGCCGGGCCCGCCCCUUCCUUAAAGCCGCAGCCCGGGUAGGAGCCGCAGUGGCGGCAGCAGCAGCGGCCAGUGCCAGGCGCCGUUGGCUGCAGCGCUUUGCCCCGGAGCGCUGACUGGAUGCGGCAGAGCCUCUCCCGCUACCCCCAGGCACCAAGCCCCGCCGGAGUCCGCGUCCCUCGCCGCGCAGCAGCCGGCGCCCAGGGCUGGCAGGAUGUUUGACAAGACGCGGCUGCCCUUCGUGUUCCUGGAUGUGGUCUGCGUGGUGCUGGGUCCUUUUCUGUGAAGCUUGUUGGUGAUAAUGGGCACAUGCCUCUUUGACUUUAUUCAAGGCACUAUACUCUUCAAUAUUUUGAAUUCUGGCUUACCCUUGGGUGUUCUAAACUUGGCCAAAAUAAAGCCAUAUCAGAGAGGCUUUUUCUGUAAUGAUGACAGCAUCAAGUAUCCAUUCCAUGACAGUACCGUCACAUCCACUGUCCUAUAUGCAGUGGGGUUCACCCUGCCUAUUUUCUCUAUAAUCGUAGGAGAAGGCCUGUCUGUCUAUUAUAACUGUUUGCACUCGAAUUCGUUUGUCAGAAAUAACUACAUAGCCACUAUUUACAAAGCCAUUGGGACCUUCAUUUUUGGUGCGGCGGCUAGCCAAUCCCUGACGGACAUUGCCAAGUACUCCAUAGGUAGACUGCGACCCCACUUCCUGGCUAUAUGCCAACCAGAUUGGACACGAGUCAACUGCAGUCUAGGUUACAUUGAAAACUUCCCAUGUCAAGGAGACAAAGUACAAGUUAAUGAGGGAAGACUGUCAUUUUACUCUGGGCAUUCUUCAUUCUCCAUGUACUGCAUGCUAUUCCUAGCACUUUAUCUUCAGGCCAGAAUGAAAGGAGAUUGGGCAAGACUUGUACGUCCCACAGUGCAAUUUGGUCUCAUUGCCGCAUCUAUCUACGUGGGUCUCUCCCGUGUUUCUGAUUACAAACAUCACUGGAGUGAUGUGUUGACUGGACUCCUUCAGGGAGCGGUGGUAGCUGUGCUCAUCGUGGUGUACGUAUCCGAUUUUUUCAAAGUGAGGGGAUGUACGUUUAAACCCAAAGAAGAAGAUUCGCAUACAACUCUCCAUGAGACACCAACAAAUGGAAAUCACUAUGGCAGUAAUCACCAACCAUGAAGAAUUGCUGAGCAUGAUCCUGUGAAGUCUCCUGCUUUCUUAAAGAAAAAUUUUAAUGAGUCUCCCUAUGUAAAAUAAAUAAAUGCCUUUAAGGGACUGCUGCUGCUAUCUCUCUUGGAUGCUCACUUUACAUGUAUAUAGUAACAUAACAGCAUUGUGUAUAUCUAAUAGCUUUAAAAAUCUUUAAUUCUAUUAGUUCAAGCUUACUGCUUAUAAAAACACAAAUGUAAUUUUUUAUUAAAAUAACAUAGUAACACUUAUGUACAAACAGCACUGUGUAUGUAAUAUGCUUUGCUAGAAUGCUUCCUGUUUUAAAUGCAUACACCAUUAAAUGUCUGUCUUGGGGGUGAAGAUGGCAAACUGG